This is a messenger RNA of Poecilia latipinna (sailfin molly), 2873 nucleotides long. Its product is annotated as serine/threonine-protein kinase mTOR-like. The coding region runs from base 204 to 2858 and encodes 884 amino acids. The transcript is spliced from 17 exons. NCBI's taxonomy places the organism in Eukaryota, Metazoa, Chordata, Actinopteri, Cyprinodontiformes, Poeciliidae. The record is from RefSeq and is a predicted model, not a curated record. Gene Ontology annotation, biological process: negative regulation of macroautophagy; TORC1 signaling. Gene Ontology annotation, cellular component: TORC1 complex; TORC2 complex; cytoplasm. Gene Ontology annotation, molecular function: protein serine/threonine kinase activity.
AGCUUUAGUUGCGCAGUUUGCGCAGCUGAACCCUUGUGAGGGCUUUCCCUUGUGCAUUACUUUGGAGUCGCUCCAACACAGACAUACCUCUGUUAGUCACCGUGAGCUGUCCAAGGCUAUUAGUAAUACAAUGAGAAAUACCUUGGAUAAUCCUAGUAGUAUUUAAGCGGCCGUCCAGCAUAUUAAUACAAACACAUAAAACGAUGGUGAUCAUGUCAGGGACAGCCACUGUGCUGCAGCAGUUUGUCAGCGGGCUGAAGAGCAGAAAUGAAGACACUAGAGCAAAAUCUGCCAAAGAUCUGCAGCACUAUGUCACCACGGAGCUCAGAGAGCUGAGCCAAGAUGAAGCCACAACAUUCUACGAUGAGUUAAACCACCACAUAUUUGAGCUGGUAUCCAGCUCUGACGUGAAUGAGAAGAAAGGCGGCAUCCUUGCUAUAGUGAGUCUGAUCGGAGUGGAGGGAGGCAAUGCCACCAGGAUCAGUCGAUUUGCCAACUACCUCCGUAACCUGCUCCCUUCCAGUGAUCCAGUGGUUAUGGAGAUGGCCUCUAAAGCCAUGGGCCACCUGUCGAUGGCCGGAGACACGUUUACUGCCGAGUAUGUGGAGUUUGAGGUGAAGCGGGCUCUGGAGUGGCUGGGAGCCGACAGGAAUGAAGGGAGACGCCAUGCAGCGGUGUUGGUGUUGAGGGAGCUGGCUGUGAGCGCGCCAACCUUCUUCUUUCAGCAAGUGCAGCCUUUCUUCGACAACAUCUUCUACGCGGUGUGGGAUCCGAAGCAGGCCAUUCGAGAGGGAGCGGUGUCUGCUCUGCGGGCCUGUCUCAUCCUCACCACGCAGAGAGAGACCAAGGAAAUGCAGAAGCCUCAGUGGUACAAACAAACCUUUGAAGAGGCAGAAAGAGGCUUUGAUGAGACUCUGGCCAAGGAGAAGGGGAUGAAUCGUGACGAUAGAGUUCAUGGUGCGCUGCUGAUCCUUAACGAGUUGGUCCGGAUCAGCAGCAUGGAGGGAGAGCGAAUGCGCGAAGAGAUGGAGGAGAUCACCCAGCAGCAGCUGGUUCACGAUAAAUACUGCAAGGAGCUGAUGGGAUUUGGAACAAAGCCUCGCCACAUCACGCCCUUCACCAGCUUCCAGUCAGUGCAGCCACAGCAGUCCAACGCCCUGCUGGGGUUGCUAGGCUACAGCACGCCGCAAAGUUUCCUGGGCUUCGGCGCCACGCCGGUACCUGCCAAGAGCUCCCUGGUGGAGAGCCGGUACUGCCGAGAGCUGAUGGAGGAAAGAUUCGACCAGGUGUGUCGUUGGGUUCUGAAGUAUAAAACCAGUAAGAACCCUCUGAUUCAGAUGACCAUCCUUAACCUGCUGCCACGUCUGGCUGCCUUCCAGCCACAUACUUUCACAGACCAGUACCUGUCUGACACCAUGGGCUACCUGCUGGGCUGCCUGAAGAAGGAGAAGGAGAGGACGGCGGCUUUCCAGGCUCUGGGGCUGCUGGUGGUGGCUGUCAGGACGGAAAUCCAGCCGUACCUCAUGAAGAUUCUGGAGAUCAUCAAGGCUGCUCUGCCUCCCAAGGACUUUGCUCACAAAAGGCAGAAGACCAUUCAGGUGGAUGCCACUGUGUUCACCUGCAUUAGCAUGCUGUCCAGAGCCAUGGGCCCCAGCAUCCAGCCAGACAUCAAGGAGCUCCUAGAGCCCAUGUUAGCCGUGGGGCUCAGCCCGGCACUCACAGCAGUGCUGUACGACCUGAGCCGUCAAAUCCCCCAGCUGAAAAAAGACAUCCAGGACGGCUUGCUGAAGAUGCUUUCCCUGGUGCUGAUGCACAAGCCCCUGCGACACCCGGGCAUGCCCAAAGGCCUGGCUCACCAGCUGGCCUCUCCCAGCCUCACCAACAUCCCUGAAGCCAGCGACGUCGGCAGCAUCACUUUAGCCCUGCGCACUCUGGGAAGCUUUGAAUUCGAAGGUCACUCCCUGACUCAGUUUGUGCGCCACUGUGCCGAUCACUUCUUGAACAGCGAACAUAAGGAAAUCCGAAUGGAGGCGGCCCGAACCUGCUCUCGACUUCUUACGCCGUCCAUCCAUCUCAUCAGCGGCCACGUCGUCAGCCAGACUGCUGUGCAGGUGGUCGCAGAUGUGCUCAGCAAGCUGCUGGUGGUUGGCAUCACUGAUCCAGAUCCAGACAUUCGAUACUGUGUUCUUGCGUCUCUUGAUGAGCGUUUUGAUGCGCACCUGGCCCAGGCUGAGAAUCUGCAGGCUCUGUUUGUGGCUCUGAACGACGAAGUGUUUGAAAUCAGAGAGCUGGCCAUCUGCACUAUAGGACGGCUGAGCAGCAUGAACCCUGCCUUCGUCAUGCCCUUCCUCCGGAAGAUGUUGAUCCAGAUUUUAACCGAACUGGAACACAGUGGUGUUGGCAGGAACAAAGAGCAGAGCGCUCGUAUGCUUGGCCACCUGGUCUCCAACGCACCCCGCCUCAUACGACCCUAUAUGGAACCCAUUCUCAAGGCUCUAAUUCUGAAGCUUAAAGAUCCAGAUCCCAACCCUGGAGUGGUGAUCAGUGUCCUCGCUACAAUUGGCGAGCUGGCCCAGGUGAGCGGACUGGAGAUGAGGAAGUGGAUGGAUGAGCUGUUCCCAAUCAUCAUGGACAUGCUGCAGGACUCGUCCUCAUUGGCUAAACGCCAAGUGGCGCUGUGGACUCUGGGUCAGCAGGUAGCGAGUACAGGCUACGUGGUGGAACCGUACCGCAAAUACCCUUCCCUUCUAGAAGUGCUGCUCAACUUCCUAAAAACGGAGCAAAACCAGGGGAUCAGGAGAGAGGUAUGCACAGUUGCCUGCAGGGGGCAGUUUGCUCCGUUUGCCUUUCCUUGGUAGUCUUACAGGGUCAGC